Messenger RNA from Knipowitschia caucasica, 642 nucleotides. Lineage: Eukaryota; Metazoa; Chordata; Actinopteri; Gobiiformes; Gobiidae. The record is from the annotation of a GenBank genome assembly.
AUGACCAUCGAGAUGUUUUCCCACUCUCCCCUGAGGAUCCGCACGCUCGAGAGGGGGUUUGGAUGUUGUGGCCUCAUCGCCGCUGAGCCACUGCCUGGUGACCGGAGGGGUUCUCGAGUGGGUGGACAACUCAAUACUGACCCCCUCCCUGUGCCUUCAACCCCCCAAAAGCAGAGCCCAAAAGAGGAGGAAAGGAGCCACAGAGAAACCCCGAGGAGCAUCGUGGAGUAUAAAUACAAACGGAGCAACAGUUCUGUUAGAUUCAUCAUGACUCUCAGAGGAGCCGUCACCGUGGCGACUGCUCUCAUCUGCCUGGUGAUGGUCAACGCUGGCCGAGGAAAAGCUGCUUCUGGGGCCCUAUAUUGUUGUACAAGAUUCACACGGAGCCCUGUCCCCUUCCACCGAAUACGAGGCUAUAAAAGACAGAGUGCACUGGAAAACUGUAACCUCGAUGCCAUCAUCUUCCAUACAGUGAGAAAUGUACAGAUUUGUGCAAGUGAAAGUGAUGCCUGGGUGCAAAGAGUUUUGGAAAGGCUACGGAAGAAGAUGGCUAAAGUUCACCAGACUACAGAAACAAAGUCACCUUUGCCAGUUUCUGGAACCACAGAAAGUUCCCAAAACUUCACUCUUUUUUUUCAAUAA